Messenger RNA from Drosophila serrata, 4439 nucleotides. It is a transcript of the gene wtrw, whose product is annotated as ankyrin repeat domain 61 water witch. The record is from RefSeq and is a predicted model, not a curated record. Gene Ontology annotation, molecular function: protein binding; monoatomic ion channel activity. Gene Ontology annotation, biological process: monoatomic ion transmembrane transport. Gene Ontology annotation, cellular component: membrane; transmembrane transporter complex. Lineage: Eukaryota; Metazoa; Arthropoda; Insecta; Diptera; Drosophilidae.
AUUAACUUUUGAUUUAGGAAACACUACUUAAAGAUGGAACCGGUCCUGCAUCUCUAGGAAUUUUGCUUAUAAACCGUAUGAAUGAGUCUGUCUGUCCACCUCUGACGUUGACAUGAAUUGUAAAUAAUACGAGCAAACAAAAUCAAGCAAAAAGUAUGCAAACAAAGGCAUGGGUGUGAGUGAUGGAGGGGGUUCUUUAAAUAUAACCAAAAAUAAGCAAACUUUCAUUAACAACUUAAUUUGAAUUAUUAUUUGCAAAAGAGAAAUAUAGGAUAUGUAAAAACGCAAUAAGUUGAGGAUAUAAUUAAUGGGGUUAGCUUAGAAAUCUUGAAAAUAUUAUAAUCAUUAGAUAGCUUUUACGUUAUUUGAAGACCUAAGAUUAUCAUCAUAUAUCUUGUAUAGAAUUUCAGUUUGAAAUUUCUAGUGAUUUUGCCUAAAUUUGAGUCAUACUUCAACCAUAAACCCCCCUUAAAGCAUAGCCGUAACCAGUAGCACUUUAAGAUAAAUCCCUUAGAUAGUCUGGCGAUAAUAAUGGCCACGAUAGUGAUGAUGGGCUUAUCGCUGCGUCAAAUGGAAGACGCUUAGAUAACUGCGGCCACGAGUGUCGCAUCCAACGCACGCAGAGGCAUCUUGGCCAGAGUCCGUACAUCCGGGCGGGUAGGGAAAGCCAGUCAGUUGGAGGAGUUAGCCGGAGGAGGAAAAAGUGACGCUAAAUAUUAAUAUUUGUGCAGAUAUUGUGGGCAGUGGACUCAGUUGGGUGUGCUUCGCUCAGCGGGAUUGUUUAGAAAGAGAGAUCCCUCUCGAAAAUCUCCUCCAACGACAUAACCAUCUUUGCAGCAGGCUAUCGAAAAUGUCAACAGGCCGCUGAAAUUGGCCUAUAAAUUUUGGCGCUGAUAUUGGAAAGUUACUUUUUUUCCUUUGCAUAUUUAUAGCCGACCGUUGCCCGUUGCAAUUGCGUUGAGUUUUUUGCGCAUAUUUGCGCGUUUUAAUUGCAACGACCACGAAAGCAGCAACAGCAGCAGCAUUGACACCGGCGACGGCGAUAUCAACAGCACCUUCUGGCCGUCACCAUGGAGAAUCUUGGCUACAAGGAGGGCAGCACCAAGCCCCGCCGCAUGACACGUUCGAUCAGCGUCGUUACCAAGACCGAAGUGGAACAGCCGCUCACGGAGAAUAAUGCAAAUAACCGUUUCAAAUCGAUUCCACCCAACCUGAUGGUGCGAUGGCGGAACAACACUGACGCCAUGAUCGAAGCCCAGUAUCCGACCGCUGGAGAAUUCGAAUACAUGGAGUGUGGACCGUCACCGCCGGCGGAGAGUGCGCCGAGCAUGUACGACAGCUUCGAGGAGCCGACCAGCGAGCUAAGUGUCCAAAUAUGCAACGAUACGCUGCGGAUCAGUCUUAUCGACCAGAUGAAGAGUGCCGCCGGCCGAGUGCGCCUCUUCGAGGAUAUCGAGCAGGGCAACGUGGUGGCCGAGAGCAUCCGGACACACUUCGAGGCCGCCUCGAAGCUGGAGAAGAAUCUCAGCUACCUGUGGGCCGCAUAUCUCAAGCGCUGGGAUCUGAUCGAGAGUCUGCUGGAGGCGGGAGCCGAGCUCCACUUUUGCGAUCAGAAUGGCAUAUCUGCCCUACAUCUGGGUGCCUUCAGUGGCUGCCUGGCCACGCUCGGCCUCCUAGUGGCCAAGGGCCUGAAUGUCAAUCUUCAAUCCAAAUGCUACACGCCAUUGCAUUGCGCCGCCUUUGGCAAUGCAGCUGAGGCGGCCAAGUUCCUGAUCAACAAUGGAGCCGAUAUAUCCAAGGAUACUAAUAAACCAAAUUGCGAGGAGAGCCUCUUGCACUGUGCGGUGAGAUCCAAUGCCCUGGAGUGUUUGCAGAUCUUCAUUGGCGAGGGUGCCGAUGUGAACUCGCUCAAGCCAAAUGGCACCAAUGCCAUUCAUCUGGCUGCCGAUCUGGGUAACUUGCAGUGCUUGGAAGCUCUCCUGAAUGCCCCCAAUGCGGAUGCUAAUGUGCGAAUCUGCAUCCGCGAAAAGGAAUCCACAGCCCUGCAUCUGGCAGCAGAUGAGGGCAAUGUGGAGUGCGUCGAUCUGCUGCUGGCCAAGGGAGCUGAUGCCAAGUUGAAGAAUCACCGAGGUUUCACGCCCCUACACUUGGCGGCCAGAACCUCCAGUUUGGAGUGCGUUGAGUCUCUGCUGAGGAACGGCAAUGCCGAUGCCAAUGCCGAGGACUUUGAUCAUCGCACUCCUCUCCAUGCGGCAGUUGGAAAGUCAGAGAAUGCCUAUGACAUCAUGGAGACCCUUAUCCAGUGGGGUGCAAAUGUCAACCACAAGGAUAUCUAUGGGUUUACAGCUCUCCACUUGGCCGCAUUGGACGGCUUAGUGCAGUGUGUGGAGAUGCUGAUAUUCCAUGGAGCGGAUGUGACCACCAAGUCCAAGAAGGGCACCUCCGCUCUGAACGUCAUCACCCGGAAGACGCCUGCUUCGGUGGCCAUGAUCAGGCAGAAACUGGACGCGGCCAUCACGCUGCACCACUCGCAGGACCCCGUGAAUCGUGAGGUGGAACUGGAGCUAGACUUCCGUCAGCUUUUGCAGCAUUGUCAUCCACGCGAGAUCAGUUACCUAAACACCUUUGUCGACGAGGGUCAGAAGGAGAUCCUGGAGCACCCACUGUGCUCGUCGUUCCUUUACAUCAAGUGGGGCAAGAUCCGCAAGUACUACAUCGGCAGAUUGAUCUUCUGCUUUAGCUUCGUGCUCUUCCUCACACUCUACGUGCUGACAGCUCUGGCCCAUAAUUGUUACAAUGGCAGCAAGGACGACAAUACGACUAUCCAGGCGCAGGAGUUGUGCCAGAAACAAUCUAUCCUGGGAGAUAUGCUGAGGAACAACCCAUUCGUGAUGGAGAUGCAGUGGUGGGUGCUGGUUGCCAUCACCAUAGUCGAGAUAUUUAGGAAACUUUACGGUAUAACGGGCUACUCUUCGUUUCGACACUACGUGACGCAAGUGGAGAACAUUAUGGAGUGGUUCGUGAUCACAAGCGUCUUUGUUAUAUCCUAUAUAUACACCAAGCAGACGUACACGUUCCAGAAUCACAUAGGCGCUUUUGCGGUGCUCCUGGGUUGGACGAACCUGAUGCUAAUGAUUGGACAGCUUCCGGUUUUCGAUGUCUACGUGGCCAUGUAUACGAGGGUCCAGGGAGAAUUCGCCAAGCUGUUUAUGGCAUAUUCCUGCAUGCUUAUCGGGUUCACCAUCAGUUUUUGUGUCAUCUUUCCUUCAUCAUCGUCGUUUGCCAAUCCUUUUAUGGGAUUUAUCACGGUACUGGUGAUGAUGAUCGGUGAACAGGACUUGAGUCUAUUGAUUAACGAUCCUGAUGGCAAAGAUCCACCCUUUCUCCUGGAGGUUAGUGCGCAGAUCACAUUCGUGCUGUUCCUACUCUUUGUGACCAUCAUCCUGAUGAACCUGCUGGUGGGUAUAGCUGUCCACGAUAUCCAGGGAUUAAAGAAGACAGCGGGACUAUCGAAGCUUGUGCGUCAGACCAAGCUAAUAAGCUACAUAGAGUCGGCAUUAUUUAAUGGCUAUCUGCCCACCUGGCUGCGGAACUUGCUUCACUAUACAGCUCUGGUUUCACCUCAAGCUUAUAGAGUGGUUUUGUGUGUGAAGCCGCUAAAUCCCAGCGAGAAACGAUUGCCCAGAGACAUCCUUAUGAAGGCGUACGAAGUGGGCAAGAUGCGCAAACACUUCGGGCACACGGUGUCCUCGAAGAAUCCCGCUGAGAACUAUCUAUCGUACAAGAACAAGUACAACAAUAACAAUGGCUGCGCCACCACGGGUUAUGUCCUGCCCGAUGCUGACCCGGAUGGAGGCCAGUUCACAACGCUGACCACCAAAAUCGAUGACAAUGCGGAUCGGAUCGAGUUCCUUACCCAGGAGAUCCAGGAGCUGAAGCAGGCGCUCAUCUCGCAGCAACAGCAGGCCAGCAAAGUGAUCGACAAGCUGCUGAUUGUCAUAUCUAAUCAGCAAAAGCAGAAUCUGCGCAAGUAGCAGUAGCAUUUAGUGCACACUCCGUAUUGGCAUAUUUAUAAACCAGAGUUAGCUCUAUUCUAGACGUAAGGCGGAGGGUUGGUAAGACCCCGAAAAAAACCCAGAACACUGUUGAUAUUAUACCGUAGCAGCGAGUUGUAGUUAAAGAAAUUUUGAUAUCGAUGCGCCUGGCGCCCUAUACAUACGCUAUAUAGCCAUAUACCACACCAUACUAUUAUCCAUACAAAUACUACUAUAACUAGUGAUUAGUUAAAUUAGAGGCGAGCAGUUGGCAGGAUUGAUUUGUGGCUGGUUUCAGGCUGUGUUGUUUUGGCGUUGUCGUCAGAGAAUCGUGUACAUCAUACAUAAUAAUUUAAUGCAAAUUUAUAUUCUUAAUAAAGUAUAUGCUAUAUCUAUUGUUAUUAA